Beta vulgaris subsp. vulgaris (sugar beet) is the source of this 645-nucleotide messenger RNA. Its product is annotated as 50S ribosomal protein L31, chloroplastic. The transcript has a single exon. The record is from RefSeq and is a predicted model, not a curated record. Gene Ontology annotation, cellular component: ribosome. Gene Ontology annotation, molecular function: structural constituent of ribosome. The coding region runs from base 85 to 486 and encodes 133 amino acids. Lineage: Eukaryota; Viridiplantae; Streptophyta; Magnoliopsida; Caryophyllales; Amaranthaceae. Gene Ontology annotation, biological process: translation.
CCAUCAAAACUCACACACUAACCACAUCCUCGCAAAAACCCACAUCUUUUUUUCUCUGUCCAACACAAGUCACAACUCUCAACAAUGGUGCUCACCCUAUCCAACCAAUUCCUAGCAAAACUCCCAACACCCACAAAAACCUUAACUCUCCCAAAAACCUCAAACUCUUCAUCUUCAACUCUUCGCCCACAAUGGAGCUGUCGUAAAAAGGACAUUCACCCAGAAUUCCACGAUGAUGCUAAAGUCUACUGCAAUGGUGAACUUGUCAUGACAACUGGUGGGACCCAGAAAGACUACACCAUUGAUGUUUGGUCAGGUAAUCACCCUUUUUACCUCGGUAAUCGUUCCGCUGUUCUUGUUGAUGCUGAUCAAGUGGAGAAGUUUAGGAAGAAGUUUGGUGAGUUGACUCAGAUUAUGGAUAUUCCUACUCUUAAGGGUGAGAUUGUUCUUCCUCCUAGAAAGAAAUCUAAGGCUAAGAAGAAGUAAGAUUUGAGAGUUUUUGUGGGUUAAUUUUGUUGUUUUAGGGUUUAAUUUAUGUUUUGUUUGUAUAAUGUUAUUUCUGUUUUGUGUUUGUUUGUGAUUGUGAAAUUGAUGUGAAUUUGGGUAUAUUCUUGAUGAAUGAAAUGAAAUUUGUGUGUUUUAGUA